Molecule: messenger RNA, 632 nt
Organism: Drosophila guanche
Lineage: Eukaryota; Metazoa; Arthropoda; Insecta; Diptera; Drosophilidae
Product: adenylyl cyclase X E-like
Exons: 3
Coding region: 1-549 (182 amino acids)
Biological process (GO): cAMP biosynthetic process; adenylate cyclase-activating G protein-coupled receptor signaling pathway
Molecular function (GO): adenylate cyclase activity
Source: RefSeq, a predicted model, not a curated record
AUGUCGGGUGCCCUGCUGCUGGGAGUCACAGCGUCCGUCGUUCUCAUCAUCUACUAUGUGAUCUAUAUUGCCACGGAGUACUACAGACCCAACAACAAUGGCACGAUUACUGUAGAUAUAUUCCACCUUCUGGGUAUUUUCUUUCGCAAAAUGAAUGAUAUUGUUGUGCGCUCCUCCUUUCUGGAUCGGCAUCAGUAUGUAAUGGAAAAGAUAUGGCUGCGCAAUGCAAGACGGCAGGAAAAGUUGAUGCUCCAUAGUAUUAUCCCGCCGCAGAUAGCUAAGCCCAUUCAAGACGAUAUUCAAAACAGACUUGCCAGAAAGGGAGGAGGACUCCGCUCCCCAGGCGUCAUGGAGCAUAUCGUGCCCAUUCAGAUCCAUCCCGAGGUCAGUAUCUUGUAUGCGGAUGUGGUUAACUAUACGCAAUUGACGACGACACUGGAUGUGGAGACGCUCGUGAGGCUGCUCCAUGGUCUCUUCUGGGAAACCGACGUAACCAUUGCCAAUCGUAUGUCCACAAAGUUCCAGUACUCUGAACGAACUAGAUCCUAGCCAGUAUACGAUAGUUCCAGGCACCGACGCAGCUUCGGUGGAUCCCCUUCUAAUCAAACACAACAUAAACACGUUCCUUAUUU